GGCACGUCUUGUGCAUGGAAGUAGUCACUCAAGUCGAGAAACACAUUCAAAACCAACAUUGACUAUUUUCGUGAUUGAACCAACUAGGCCAAACCGCAAUCCAGACAAAUCUUAAGAUGACUCCCAAAGACCACAUACGCAGCUGGACCCGCGAGGUCGACAACACCAUCUACACUUACUCAACCGACCCAAACCUAGUUGACCUCGCCGCCCUCAACGCCGCCCUGGCUUCCGACACCGUCUGGUGGGGGCGAGACCUGCCAGAGGAGGCGUUGAAGCGGAUGGUAGAGCACUCAUAUAACUUUGCGCUAUAUGUCACAGAGAAGGGAUGCAGUGAACAAGACGACUCCAGCCAGCAACCACCCCAAAAGCAACAAAUGAUCGGUUACGCCCGCCUAAUAACCGACUACGUAACCUUUGGCUACCUAACCGACGUCUCUGUGCUGCCCGCGUACCAAUGCAAAGGGCUCGGCGCCUGGAUGAUGGAGUGUCUCAAUGAGGCGCUGGAGCAGUGGCCUGAGCUGAGGCGGGUCAUGCUGUUCACGGGCGACGCGUACGCCGCGAAGCUGUACGAGAGGACGCUGGGGAUGAAGGAUACGAAGGAGAGUGGGGGAAAGUUGAUAAUUAUGCAGAGGAGGGGGCCGGGGGCCGUAGCAAGGAAGAUGGGGGAUUAAGUCAGUACGGGGAAGAGAGACACAAGAGGGAUUUGGUUCAAUGGUGGUAUAUCAUGAGACAAACGAGUUAGUUAUGUUUUCUGAGUUUG
Neurospora hispaniola is the source of this 763-nucleotide messenger RNA. RefSeq lists its product as uncharacterized. Bases 117 to 674 code for a protein of 185 amino acids. The transcript is spliced from 2 exons. Gene Ontology annotation, molecular function: acyltransferase activity, transferring groups other than amino-acyl groups. Lineage: Eukaryota; Fungi; Ascomycota; Sordariomycetes; Sordariales; Sordariaceae. The record is from RefSeq and is a predicted model, not a curated record.